GGAGGGGGAGAUAGAAAGUAGAGAGACACCGGUAGGACGUUAAAAGCCAUACAACCGUUGGACGGGCCAGUAGCUACAAGAAAUAGAAAAUAGUUAGUAAGAGCAGCCCCCAUUAACGGUUAGAACAAUAACGACAAGGCUGAAAGAGGCCGUUACGAGUGAGCAAUCAACUUUAAGCAGCUAUAAUAAGCUAGCCAAAUUUAAGAAGCUGCUUUACCCGUUAUCACUUUAUUAAUAUAGCAGGACUCAAGAGUAGUGAAAGUGAUAACCGGCCAGCUCCGUCAACUCUGGAUUUUUAAAGGUGGGGACCAAGUGCCAAAAGCGGUGGCGUUCGGGCUCACCUGCCACCAGGACUUCUCCUCCGUCACUUCCACACCCGAAGACCGGGAACACCGGGGUUUUUUGUUUUGUUUUUUGUAAAAACACAAGUCGAGCCUAUAGUAUCGGUACACCGAGAAAAGAGGAGGAGGACACACACACACACACGGAGAGAGAGCACGGCAGGCACAAAGAGCGGAGAGCAUCCAGAGAGGGGAGGAAGGCGGACCGGACGGAGACAGAGCGCGGUGAGGACAACAACCCGACAGAGCGCAUCCCUCUUUAAUUUUUGAUCUGCAUAGGAAACACUGCACGAGUGGAAAGUACAAACGGGGGUCCCGAACGCCGUUUAUCCACGGAAAGACUCCUCCAGCAUCAGUUGCUCCUCUCCAGGGAUAGCUGCUCCCGAUCUGUUUGCCCCUGAGCCCUGCAGUACCCAGUCGUCCUCUCCACUUUGUCCCGAUGAAGGAGGCUGAUGCCAUCAAGUUGUUUGUGGGGCAGAUUCCCCGUAAUCUGGAGGAGAAGGACCUCAAGCCUAUCUUUGAGCAGUUUGGCAAGAUCUAUGAGCUAACUGUGAUUAAGGACAAAUACACUGGCAUGCACAAAGGAUGUGCGUUUCUGACGUACUGUGCGAGAGAGUCUGCGCUGAAAGCCCAGAGCGCCCUUCAUGAGCAGAAAACACUACCGGGGAUGAAUCGGCCAAUCCAGGUGAAACCUGCUGACAGCGAGGGCAGAGGCGAGGACAGAAAGUUGUUUGUGGGCAUGCUGGGAAAGCAGCAAAGCGAUGAGGACGUCAGAAGGCUGUUUGAGCCCUUUGGCAGCAUAGACGAGUGUACAGUGUUGAGAGGGCCUGAUGGCACCAGUAAAGGGUGCGCUUUUGUGAAAUUCCAAGGACACGCUGAAGCCCAAGCUGCCAUCAACAGCUUGCAUGGGAGCCGUACAAUGCCUGGGGCGUCGUCCAGUCUGGUGGUGAAGUUUGCGGACACAGAGAAGGAGCGGGGGCUGCGGAGGAUGCAGCAGGUGGCCUCCCAACUCGGCAUCUUCAGCCCCAUGACCCUCAACUUCCCCGCCUACAAUGCCUACACGCAGGCGGUCAAUGCACAGCUUGUCCAACAGCAAGCCCUGGUUGCCCAGUCAGCGUACUUGUCUCCUGUGGCAACAGUUGCCGCCGUACAGAUGCAGCAGAUGGCAGCACUCAAUGCCAAUGGAAUCAUUGCCACACCCAUUACACCCAUCACACCGUCCUCGGGUACAAACACCCCACCAACUAUCGCGGCAACACCUGUUCCAGCGCUUCCUCCAAUAGGAGUGAAUGGUUACAGCAGUGUGCCAGCUCCCUCCAAUGGACAACAAACAGAAACACUAUACACCAAUGGUGUUCACCCAUAUCAAGCUCAGAGUCCAGCAGCAGCCUUGGAUCCACUACAGCAGGCCUACGCAGGCAUGCAGCACUACACAGCGGCAUACCCUGCUGCAUACGGAUUGGUCGGGCAGCCGUUCCCCCAGCAGCCAACACUUGUUGCCCAGCAACACCAGCAGCCCCAGCAACAGCAGCAGAGAGAAGGACCAGAGGGGUGUAACAUCUUCAUCUACCACCUGCCUCAAGAGUUCAGUGACUCUGAGAUGCUGCAGAUGUUCCUGCCUUUUGGCAAUGUCAUCUCAGCUAAGGUGUUUGUGGACCGUGCCACCAACCAGAGCAAAUGCUUCGGAUUUGUGAGUUUUGACAACCCAGCCAGUGCUCAGGCUGCCAUCCAGGCCAUGAAUGGUUUCCAGAUUGGCAUGAAGAGACUGAAAGUGCAGCUCAAAAGGCCGAAAGAUGCCAACCGCCCAUACUGAGUGAUUACUGAGAGGAGGAAGAACAAGUAAAGAGAGGUGACCUUUCAGAGUCCAGCCGAGGAGGAAUCCCAGGGUUCAUUGUGCUUUCAGACUGUCUGCUGCCUGUGAGCGUACGCGGAGUGCAGCCACACUCACACAAACACACAAACAUACAUCAACACCGAAUCUCGAACGAUUCAUGGCUGAUAUGUACAUAAAAUGCACAAACACACCACACACACACACACCUGCUGACACUUACACAAAUACACACACAAGUCAGUAAUCUCACCCAUACAGCCGAGACCUUGGUUUGGCCACAGACUGUGUGGAACAGGGUGUUAAGUUCAGCUAAUACAACUCAGACCAAGUGUGAACGGAGGGUGAAACCAACCUGCUGAUAUAUCACUCUAAUAGACUUUAACUUGUCUAUACCAUGUCUAAUACAUGACAAAUAUAGAGGGACCGAUGUUUCAUAAUAAAAAUACAAAAAAAUU
This is a messenger RNA of Archocentrus centrarchus (flier cichlid), 2630 nucleotides long. It is a transcript of the gene celf3b, whose product is annotated as cugbp, Elav-like family member 3b. Bases 781 to 2154 code for a protein of 457 amino acids. Lineage: Eukaryota; Metazoa; Chordata; Actinopteri; Cichliformes; Cichlidae. Gene Ontology annotation, molecular function: RNA binding. The transcript has 15 exons. The record is from RefSeq and is a predicted model, not a curated record.